Daucus carota subsp. sativus is the source of this 2967-nucleotide messenger RNA. Its product is annotated as probable transcriptional regulator SLK3. Gene Ontology annotation, cellular component: transcription regulator complex; nucleus. The transcript is spliced from 10 exons. The record is from RefSeq and is a predicted model, not a curated record. NCBI's taxonomy places the organism in Eukaryota, Viridiplantae, Streptophyta, Magnoliopsida, Apiales, Apiaceae. The coding region runs from base 231 to 2723 and encodes 830 amino acids. Gene Ontology annotation, biological process: negative regulation of transcription by RNA polymerase II; positive regulation of transcription by RNA polymerase II.
AUACAAUACCAGUACACAAGUACUAUUCGUGUUCAGUGUUCAACCUAGCGUCGCAUGUUUGUAUACAACACUAAUAAAAAAAUCGGAUCCCUCCACCCUCCCCCUUGUAUGUUUCAAAUACCACAACCUCGUCCACAGUACACAUCUACUGCGCAGUACCACCUCUUCUCUCUAGACAGGAAAUCUCAGGUGCCUACUUGGACUCCGGCCACAAAAAAUCAGGGAGGCAAAUGGCGCCUUCUCGGAUGGCUGGAGGGGGAUCACAUUCUUCUUCAAGUUCUGGCAUUCUCUUCCAAGAGUACAAUACAUUGGAAAACACAAACAUGAAUACAGCUUUCGGGAACUCGUUGAAUUCUCUUGCUGGCAGCAUGCAUCCUAACUUGGGACAAUUUUCUGGGGAUGCAAGUAAUACAAUGCUGAACAGAGUGAGAAGCUCUGGGCCCAGUGUUGGGGAAAGUUCGUUAGUUGCUGAUGCAAACUCGGGACUUUCUGGAGGUCCUAAUCUGCAGAGAAGUGCAAGCAUCAGUACAGAUUCUUACAUGCGUUUACCAGCUUCACCCAUGUCAUUCUCAUCCAACAAUACAAGCAUGUCAGGAACAUCAUCCAUUGAUGGGUUGUCCGCAGUGCAUCAAUACUCCAGUCAAGACUCAAAAUUUCAACUGAUGCAACAAAAGCAGCUGCAGCAAGGGGCUUCAAAUUUCACGUCCUUGCCUACUGAAGAUACAGGGCAAGCGCCACUUCAAAAUGCUCCCAGAUUCGUUCAUGAUCAAUUUAAUGCUUCUCAUGUGCAGAAGAAACCUCGAUUGGACAGUAAGCAGGAAGAUAUUCUGCAACAGCAGUUUAUACAACAACUAUUGCAAAAACAAGAUUCCAUGCAGUUCCAAGCAUCCAAUUCUCAGCAUCAAGCUUUAGUUCAGCAGCAGAGACUAAGGCAACAGCAGCAACAAUUGUCACAGCCUAUGCCUUCAGUGAAGCAGACACAGUUAUUGGACCAGCAGCAGCAGAUGCAGAUGAGACAGCAGCUUCAACAACAGGGUCUGCAGUCCUCAUCAUGCUUGAAGCGGCCGAAUGACAGUGGUGUGUGUUCUCGCCGUGUGAUGCAAUACCUGUAUCAUCAGCGUCAUCGACCACCUGAUAAUAAUAUUGCCUACUGGAAGAAGUUCGUGGCUGAGUACUAUUCUCCACGUGCAAAGAAGAGGUUGUGCUUGUCGUUAUAUAAUAAUGAUGGGCAGACAUCCAGUGGUGUACUCCCCCAAGCAGCCAUGGAUUCAUGGCAAUGUGACAUGUGUGGUUCAAAAUCAGGACGAGGAUUUGAGUCAACUUUUGAAGUGCUUCCUCGACUCAAUGAAAUCCAAUUUGGCAGUGGUGUGAUUGAUGACCUAUUGUUUUUGGAUUUGCCUCGUGAAUGUAGGUUCCCUUCUGGAAUAAUGAUGUUGGAAUAUGGUAAAGCAGUUCAAGAAACUGUAUAUGAACAGCUCCGAGUUGUUCGUGAGGGUCAACUGCGCAUAAUAUUCACUUCCGAUUUGAAAAUAUUAUGUUGGGAAUUUUGUGUAAGGCGCCAUGAAGAUCUUAUUCCUCGCAGAUUCGUUGCACCACAGGUCAAUCAGUUGCUACUGGUUGCACAGAAAUGUCAAAGCACAAUUGCUGAAGGUGGAACUGGUCGGGCUUCACAGCAGAAUCUGCAAAACAACUGCAGCAUGUUUGUCUCAGCUGGGCGGCAACUUGCAAAGCGUUUGGAAUUACCGUCUUUGAAUGAUUUAGGAUUUCCAAAAAGCUACGUGAGGGGCUUGCAGAUCUCUGAGAUCGUCAAUAGCAUGAAAGGUUUUAUGGCUUUCUGCAGAGACCAAAAGUUAGGGCCUAUAGAGGCUAUGAAAAUUAUUUCUGGAGGUGCAAAUCCUGCUAAGCUUCAUCUGCAAAAGAUGCAGGAGUUGGAACAGUUAGCAGGUAGCCAGGGUUUGUCAAGUGAUUGUAACACACUCAACAAGCCAGUAGCACAACAGCUUGGACUCGGCAAUCAAGAGAGCAAUAACUAUACAAUGGUUAAUAGAGGAGCAUUGAGUGGCUCAACUGAAGCUGCUUUAAAUUGUUCAAACUACCAGAAUCAGCUGACUAGACAAAAUUCUAUUAAUUCAAACUCUAAUUUACAUCAGCAGGAGGCAAUUUCUUCCCUUAGCAACCUGAACCAAAUUUCUUCCUCAGCAGGUUCUCGCUUGCAGAAUCUACCAGUCAGUGGCUUCUCAAAACCUCAUCUCCUGCAGCCUCAGCGGUGUUCAAGUGGUAAAACUUCUCUUCAUCAGAACCAUUCCCAAACUUCUCACACGAAUCAGGUUGUGCAGCAGAACAUGAUUCAGCAACUACUGCAGAAUAUAAACAAGGGCAAUACUGGGAGUCUGCCACAACAAUGCCAUUCUGGCCAAAGUGCUAGUGGGAGUGGUGGCAGAGAUAGACCUGGGUUUGGGAUUAGCGGUUCAGCAGCAGGAACUGUCGAUGCCUAUGGCUCUGGAGGUGCUAAUGGAUCUGUGACGACUACAAGCGACAGUCGCAGAGGAACUUCCAAUAGCGAGUCUUCUGCAGCUGGCAACUGCCAGAAAGCACCAGAUGUGGCACAAAAUGUGCAGCUAUCAGAAGAAUAUGUUCAGGAACUGGUGAAUGAGUUCAGAGACAGUGGUUAUUUUAGCGGUGAUCUUGAGGAUGGUUUGCCCUUUAGUUGUACGGAAGAAUAAGAAGCUGAUGCUUGUUAUUGGCGAAUCAAACAAGUUGCUUGUACAUGAUUAUCUGUUUUGGCUUCCAAAUUUGGAUUUAUUCUUUCUUUUCAUUUUUGUCGGUAGUGGGAACAGAACAAAUAGACCUGUCAGAAUAUGGUUUUGGACCAAUUUUGGUUGAUUAAUAUGGAUUUGGCUGGUUUAUGAACCAAAAUCAUAUAUUACUAUAUUAUUUCAUAUAUGGUUAUAAUUUGGUUUGGUUUUA